AUGGUGUCCUGCAAGACCGUGGCUGCCCUGCUGGUGGUUCAUGCCGUUGCUCUGCUGGCCUCCCAGACAGAAGCCUUCGUUCCCAUCUUCACCUACAGCGAGGUCAAGAAAAUGCAGGAAAAGGAGCGGAGCAAAGGGCAAAAGAAAUCUCUGAGUGAACAGCAGUGGUCUGAAGACACGGGUGCUCUGGACCUCGCAGAGCCCACAGGGGAGAAAGAAGACCAAGUUUUCGGGCUGACUGCUCCCAUGGAAAUUAGAAUAAGGAUGGACUCCAGGCAGCUGGAAAAGUACCGGGCCGCCGUGGAAGGGCUGCUGAGCGAGGUGCUGCUGUCCACCCAGGACGGUCCAGCGGGAGUGUGGCCAAAUGACAGUCCAUUCCACUCCUGGGAGAAAGAGGCAGGUGGCCACCAAAACUGAGAGCGUCACCCCGGGGAGGCCCCGGAAGGCUGCGUGGCCCGGCGUUGGGACUGGAAGGAAAUCACCUUCUCCCAAGCUAAUCCCCCUCCAGCAAAUAAAACGUGAAAUAUACAUAAAUGACUCUUUUAUU
Messenger RNA from Artibeus jamaicensis (Jamaican fruit-eating bat), 547 nucleotides. RefSeq names its product motilin (gene MLN). The record is from RefSeq and is a predicted model, not a curated record. Bases 1 to 417 code for a protein of 138 amino acids. The transcript is spliced from 4 exons. Gene Ontology annotation, cellular component: extracellular region. Gene Ontology annotation, molecular function: hormone activity; motilin receptor binding. NCBI's taxonomy places the organism in Eukaryota, Metazoa, Chordata, Mammalia, Chiroptera, Phyllostomidae.